Molecule: messenger RNA, 626 nt
Organism: Naegleria lovaniensis
Lineage: Eukaryota; Heterolobosea; Eutetramitea; Acrasida; Naegleriidae
Exons: 2
Biological process (GO): proteolysis
Cellular component (GO): cytoplasm
Molecular function (GO): metalloaminopeptidase activity; manganese ion binding
Source: RefSeq, a predicted model, not a curated record
ACAUGGGUGGUUCAUCAUGUGCCAUCUGCUCUACUUUGGCAGCUUUGGAAUUGGAUCUUCCACUCAAUAUUAUUACUGUUGCAAUGCUCUGUGAGAACAUGCCAAGUGGAAUCGCAACCAAACCUGGUGAUGUCGUCACUGCCAUGAACGGUAAGACCAUUGAGGUUGACAAUACUGAUGCUGAAGGCCGUUUAAUUUUAGCUGAUGGUUUGUGCUAUUUGAGCGAUAAAAAGCCACAAACUCUCAUUGACAUGGCAACCUUAACAGGUGCUGUCAUUAUUGCACUCAGCCAUGUGACUGCAGCAGUUUUCAGUAAUUCAACGCCAUUGGUCGAGGAAUUGGAAAAGGCAAGCUUCCAAACCAGCGAUUAUUUGUGGAGAUUACCAAUCUUUAGAGAAGAUUAUUUGGAACAAAUGAAAUCAGAUGUAUCCGAUUAUAACAAUAUUGGUGGUAGACCAGGAGGUUCUUGCACAGCUGCUACCUUCCUUAGUGAAUUUGUUGACUUCUCUAAGGUGAAACAAUGGGCUCACCUUGAUAUUGCUGCUGUCACCAAGACCAAGGUCGGUUAUACUGGAAGACCAACUCGUGCUGUUAUUGAAUUCUUGCAACAACGUGCAAGAAAGUAA